CCAACAACAUUACAAGUUUGCAAAAAGCACGCAUCGUGGGAAAAGUAGUAGUAACGUUUUUGGACACAAUUUAUUUCUUAAAUAUUUCUGGUUAAUUCCGUGCACUCCUGUGCACUUCAUUCGCUUACUUUGUCCCUUUGUUAAGUGAUGCGGCAAUGUGCGUUAAAUUUAAUGGCUGUUACACCGCAAAGCCAAUUAAUACUUAAGUUACACAUUCCAACAACAGCAACAACGUAGGUUUUACGUGUACGAAUACGACGUAUAAUAUGGGCACAAAUUAUGAGAAUUAUGCCAAAAUUCUACAGCUGACUAUGCUCACUUCUAUUGUGGCGGCAGCAAUAACACCAGCAACAACAACGGCGAAAGUUGUGGAUAACUGGGAGCUCCAGUCCGGGAGCUCACCAGCUCCACCGGCUUUGGCUUAUUGCGUUGAUCAGAAAGAACGCCGUAUUGGUCGUAGACUACUGUACGUUACAACAUUAGAUGGACGGCUGAGUGCCUUAGAUAUAUCCAAAUCAGGACAGCUUUACUGGAGUAUACCUACGGGACCAGGACCCCUAAUAUCAUCUAGCAUUCAUCGCUUGGAAUUGACCAAUAAUGGGCAAUUUGUACGCAUGAUACCCUCUUUGAGUGGUGGCAUAUAUAAAUUUGAUGGUGAUUCCAUAGAUCCAAUACCAAUAACCGCGGAACACUUACUCAGUUCCAGUGCCAAGUUUAGUGAUGAUCUGGUUAUUUCGGGGGGAAAAGAGACAAGAUCCUACGGCAUCUCAAUUCGAACUGGUCAAGUACUAUACGAAUGCUCUUUAAACGGCUGUGUAAAUUCUACAGAUGAUAUCCGAGCCAUCGAGGAAGCAACGGUUGCUGAAGAUGAGCUAGAUGAUGAUAAUGGACAUUCUUAUGAAAAUCGUAACAAAAAUAGUGGCUAUGUUGAGACCCAUAAUUCUCUGCUAGACGAUGUUAUCGUCGUGCGUCGUCAAACGCAGACUGUUCGAGCUGUGGAGUCCCGCACCGGAAUGGAACGUUGGAAUUUUAGUGUGGGUCAACAUGAAUUAGAUGUAAUAAAGGCGUCAGAAUGCCAUGAACAAACACGAAGUGAUCUGGAGCAGGCUGUGCUAGAUGUGGAUAUACGAGUGGUGGUGCCAGAGGGUAUAAUAUGUGCCUUCAGUAAAAGCGAUCCACAGAACAUUCUGUGGAAGUAUCAGUUCGAUCAUCCUAUUGUGAGUGCAUGGAAAACCAAUGGCCAAGAUGAACUUAAGCAAAUAGAUCUCUUUAGCUCAGCUCAGUGGCUCUAUGAGCAAAAUGGAGGGGCAUUUAAUGACGAACCCUAUAGUGCCUCGCCAUCUAUUUAUUUGGGCAUGUAUGAGAAGCAGCUGUAUAUACAGGAAUCUAUACGACUGCGUAAGGAAAUUUUAGAUAAAACUCACGUUUAUCAACAGCUAACUGGGGACACAAGUGUAAUGCCGAAAAUACCAUGGAAACCCAUAGCUGCCAGUAGUAACUCUUUGGUACUAUUCCAAGAUGUUCAAAAGGAUAAAGAGUUUAUAGCAGAAAAGAUUGAGGGUGCCGAACUAGUACUUUAUGACGAUCAAAAUGUUGCUGUGGCCGCUCAGUCUGUACUGAAUGCUUCCGAAUUUGUAAAUGGAAAUGGUUUUUAUUUCUACACUGAAGCUCAAUGGGAGCUUGAGUCACCUAGUGUUAGCGGAGAAUGUGGUACCAAUGAAACACCGCAAGCUGCUGGGCCCGCGAUUGAAGCAAGUCCUUCGACGUCAGCUACUGCCAAUGACUCUAUGGAGUCGACGACAAACCAUAGCAUAAAUGAGGAUUUGGGUUUCAGUCUGGAUGAUAUUGAUGCGCCUGUUAAGGUAGUCAUCUUGUCACUUUGGUUUUGGUGGAAAGAGAUUGUAGUUAUUGCUUUUACCUCGGCUGUGCUACUGAAUAUCUUUAUGGGACAACGUAAUCAACGUGUAGAGCGUGAAUAUUUGGUUAUUGAACGUCAUGUGCCAGUUCAAACGGCUAUAGAGGCAACAGAGGCAUCGACACAAGCUCUCUUAGGACCAGUUGUGUCGUCCUUGCAAGGGCAAAAACAUAUUCAGCAGCACAAUCAAAGACCUGGAAGUCUGCCUGGCAACGGUGGCGACAGGGGUUCCACACAAAGAUCGAUUUCCGAAUCUACUUCACAUUCAGGUGAACAUUUCACCUCUAGAUUUCAAACUGACUUUGAGCUAAUGCAAUGUCUUGGACGUGGCGGUUUCGGUGUCGUCUUUGAGGCCAAGAAUAAGUUGGAUGAAAACCGUUAUGCCAUUAAAAGAAUUACACUGCCUAACAAAGAGCAAUCGAGGCAGCGGGUAUUGCGAGAGGCACGCACAUUGGCCAGUUGUGAGCAUCACAAUAUCGUCCGAUACUUUCAUUCUUGGGUAGAAACACCACCAGUUGGCUGGCAGGAGGAAGAGGACCGAAAACUGCUGGCUCAUGAACUCUCCACUUCUAUUCAGAUUGAGACACCUGACGGUAGUACAAUGCCAUCUUUCGCUGACAAUCAAUUGCAAGCCUUAAAUAAGCAACGCCAUCAGCAGCUUUUAUCUUGGGUAUCCGAUGCGGCCACCAGCACGGCGUGCAGUUAUGAUUUAUCAGAUAAAUGUAGAUAUAAUCCAAUGCAAGAAAAUAACGAAGAAGAGGAAGACUCUCUUAUAGAAUUUCGCAGUGAAUCGCAAUCAGCUGCUUUAAGGGAAGCAGAAGAAGGGAACAUGGAAGACGAUUACGACGACGACAGUGACGAAGUUGACGAGCCACUUAAACGCAACUCUGUUUCUAUCGACAUACACUCCGCCUCAUUUGAUUUAAAAAAUAUUAAUUUUAGUCAACAUCAGUUAGUGUCAAAUUCAUUUCAAAUUGAAUCUGUCCGAUCAAAAGAUGGAGGCAAUAAUGAGGAUAACUUAAGUAGUAUUCUGCCACGUCAAUCCCGAAAACCACUUACUUUGGCUUUGGCACAGAAUCAUCACCAUGUUGUAGGUGGGGCUCCCCGUAGUGCCACAAUUCAGCCAAAUGGAACAUUAUUGGCGAUCACUAGUAAACCAAGUAAAGUUUAUCUCUAUAUCCAGAUGCAAUUAUGUCGAAAAGAAAGCUUACGGGAUUGGCUGCGAGAAAAUGACACAGACGCUCGCGCAGCCCAUAUUGCCCACAUCUUUCAUCAGAUAGUGGAUGCAGUAGAUUAUGUUCACCUUAAGGGACUGAUUCAUCGCGAUCUGAAGCCGAGUAACAUAUUCUUCUCUCAAGAUGGACAAAUAAAAAUUGGUGACUUUGGCCUAGUUACCGAUAUGGCGGACAUACCGAAUCUUGUGGCUAAAUGUGGCGAUCAAACGGGGCUACCAUCGUGUCCACGUCAUACCCAGCAGGUUGGCACUCAUCUAUAUAUGUCGCCCGAGCAGUUGUUGGGCCAACAUUAUGACUACAAAGUGGAUAUCUAUUCGCUUGGCUUAAUAUUUUUCGAGUUGCAUGUACAUUUCUCAACCGAAAUGGAAAGAAUUAAAACGCUACGUUCCUUACGCGAUGGCCUAUAUCCCAAGGACUUCACAUCAAAGUAUCCGAAACAAUAUGAGUUGCUUUUGCAGAUGCUAAGCUCUGAACCGGAAAGCCGUCCACAAACACAGCAAUUAAAACAACAACUGCAUGAGAUUUUGCAAUUACCAAACCACGUUGCGAACGGACGUAGCGAACAGGCUGCAUUGGUGGAAGCCAACAAACGGCUGAGCCGAAGUCGUACCUUUAGUAGUAGUGAUAACGAAAUACAACAAAUUCAGGACCAUUUCAUCAAGUAAGCAUUUUGAUUAUAAGUUAUUACCAAUAUAGAAACCAGUUCUACUCUAUUAUAAACAUAACUCAUCUCUGUCAUCAAUGGCUAUGUUUCACACUCUUUGCCAUCUAGUGAUGUGUAUCAAUAUCUAUAUAACUACAUAUUUCUUGCAUUAAAAGUUUUUGUAUUAUGUUCAGAAUAUGUUUCAAAACAACAACAUUGCGAAAACAAAAACAAAAAAUGAUUAAG
Molecule: messenger RNA, 4039 nt
Organism: Drosophila willistoni
Lineage: Eukaryota; Metazoa; Arthropoda; Insecta; Diptera; Drosophilidae
Gene: PEK
Product: eukaryotic translation initiation factor 2-alpha kinase
Exons: 4
Coding region: 267-3815 (1182 amino acids)
Biological process (GO): protein phosphorylation
Molecular function (GO): ATP binding; protein binding; protein kinase activity
Source: RefSeq, a predicted model, not a curated record